This is a messenger RNA of Dicentrarchus labrax (European seabass), 1610 nucleotides long. It is a transcript of the gene pnp5a, whose product is annotated as purine nucleoside phosphorylase 5a. The transcript is spliced from 6 exons. The record is from RefSeq and is a predicted model, not a curated record. Gene Ontology annotation, cellular component: cytoplasm. The coding region runs from base 215 to 1096 and encodes 293 amino acids. Gene Ontology annotation, biological process: nucleoside metabolic process. Lineage: Eukaryota; Metazoa; Chordata; Actinopteri; Moronidae. Gene Ontology annotation, molecular function: purine-nucleoside phosphorylase activity.
AUCCUCAGACACAAGUGAGAAGAAGUGAAGACUGCAACAGGACGCCAAACCAGAAGAACUCAAGAGAAGACAUUUAAAAACUAAAACACUUUUACCACCGGCUUGUGUAUAAUAUUUUUAAAAUUUCAACAGCUGUUAUUCAACUUUUUUCCUCUUUGGAACUUGAUUUUUCGCGUUUUUCUUCCCUCAUCAGACACUUAUUUAAUCUUCCACAAUGUUUCCAGAGGCAAACAAAGGGUUCAGCUACGAGGACUGCAAGGCCACUGCCGAUUGGCUGAUGGCCCAGACAGACGUUCGACCCACCGUGGGCAUUGUGUGCGGCUCGGGGCUCGGAGGCCUUGCUGACAUGUUAAAGGAUCAGGUAGCCUUCAACUACAAGGACAUCCCCAACUUUCCACAGAGCACUGUGCACGGGCACGCGGGUCGGCUGGUGUUCGGCACCCUAAGGGGGAGGCCAUGUGUUUGCAUGCAGGGGCGCUUCCACUUGUACGAAGGCUACCCAAUCCAGAAGAUUACACUGCCCAUACGUAUCUUCAAGCUGCUCGGUGUGGAGACGGUGAUGCUGACAAACGCGGCCGGGGGCCUCAAUCAGGACUUCAAAGUCGGAGACAUCAUGAUCAUCAAAGAUCACCUCAACAUGCCCGGCUUCGCUGGCAACAAUCCACUGUCUGGACCCAACGAUGAGAGGUUCGGUGUGCGUUUCCCCUGCAUGUCCGACGCUUAUGACAGAGAGCUGCAGCAGCUGGCCAUGGACGUGGGACAGGAGCUCGGCUACGGGGACUUCCUGAAAGAGGGUGUCUAUUGCGUGCUGGGUGGACCCUCGUUCGAGACUAUUGCAGAGUGCCGUAUGCUGCACAAACUGGGCGCUGAUGCUGUCGGCAUGAGCACAGUCCACGAGGUGAUCAUCGCGCGUCACUGCGGCAUGAAGGUCUUUGCCCUCUCAUUGAUCACCAACCAGGCGGUGACAGACUACGACAGCGAAGAGAAGGCCAAUCACGAGGAGGUCCUUCAAACGGGCAAGCAGCGAGCGGAGCAGCUAGAGCGGCUGGUUUCCACCAUGGUGACCAAGAUCGAGCACAACAACAACUACGCCUAAGAGACAUCAUGCAGUCAGAAGCUAGACUUUAGUCUUUUAGUAUGACUAAAAGUGGUUAUGGAUCGCAUUCAAUGCUAUCUUGCCAAAUAAAAUGAAAAUGAUGCUUAGUUUAUUAUUUAGGUGAGCAGUUGGGCUGUCCUUAGUCUUAGGUCAAAAGAUGAUAGCAUUAUAGUCCUCUGAAGAAUCUCACUUAGAUAAACAGGAAUAGCUUUGUUUUCAUGUCACUGUGCCUUAUCUGACAUCUUACAUUCCUUUAUUGAGUGACUCCAGACAAAAGUCGCUUCUCAGUUGUUUUUUGUAUCAUUUUAAAGAAGGCGUAUUUGUUCUAACUUAAAAUACAUGAUCGGCUUGUAUAAAUGUCUGCAAUUUAACUUAACAAUGAGCAAAAAUCUGCUGUAAAGAUCUUAAUAUUAUGAUGUUGUUGAAAUAUGUACAUUAGUGGACUUAAAGUAUUUUAUUGUGCUUUUUUUAAUAUGAACGUUGUUACUAAAGGUACUAUUUAUUACUAUAAUAA